CUUCCUCCAAGCGCCUAUUAUUUUUCCCUCUCAUCCUAAUGCCCCUAGUCAUUUUAUCAAAAUAUUUAUCUUCUGCAACAUAAUGCCAAAAUCUUCUGUCCAUCAAGUGCCUGUCUCGAGCCUUCCUGGUUCCUUGCCGAGCAUCAAUAUGCCGUUGGAUACAGAUCCUAAAUUGGUAGCUUCAUCGAUUCCCUUAAAUCUCGAAGGUCUGAACGAGAGCAACUUGGCCCAAGAGGCAUUGUGGAGGGAUUCUUUCGCUUUGACUGGGACCUUGCGAACCCUCUAUUCCCCUGCCUGCAUCAUUCCUGUAUGGCGAGAAGUAUGCAACAGAAGGAGCCCGACAUCUUUCGAAUUGAAGAUCCAAAGUGCGAAUAUAGUUCGGAUCGGAGAGCUGGCAUCUUGGGUGGAUGCUCCUUUCACUUUCAAGACUGCUUCAACUCCCAGGACGACAUGUAGUGGGAUUUUUUCGCUCGUGCCUGCCUCAUCUGGGACCUGGAAGAUAUGGGUAAUAAGGACAAUACUUGAGCAACUAGACGGGGAAAACGAUGUCGACAAACUUCGAGCUUGCGAGCAACCCUUUAAUAGGACGAUGUCUACGCUAAAUGCAAACUGUACCGCAAACGGCGAGGACAAUCCAUCCAGUUUUGAUGUUGUAAUUGUCGGUGGAGGGCAAGCAGGCUUGAGUGUUGCUGGCAGAAUGAAAGCGCUAGACAUAUCCUACGUAGUGAUGGAGAAAAAUCAAGAAGUAGGCGACAAUUGGAAACUCCGGUAUGGAUCGGCCAGACUUCAUACUAUCCGCCAGUAUUCCCAUCUGCCGUUUAACCGCACCUUCCCUUCUCAUUACCAAGAGUGGUUGACCAAAGACGACUUGGCACAAGGCUACAAGGACUGGGUAAAGACUUACAAUAUUAACAUUUGGCUUUCAACUAGACUUUUGUGCGGUAAAUGGGACCAUACGUCCAGGCGAUGGACACUCCAAGUUCAGCGAGAUGGUUCGCAUCACGAAAUCAGCUCAUCUUAUGUUAUUCUCGCCGUUGGAGCUGGAGGCCAGAUUGCAGUGAUGCCAGACUAUCCGGAUCGCGAUCAUUUCAAAGGAACAGUCCUGCACUCUGCUGAAUACACAGAUCCUUCAAGCUUUAAGGAAAAGAAUGGCAUUGUAGUCGGCACCGCAAACACCGCGCAUGAUGUCGCAGAAGAUAUGCUCGUGGCUGGACUCGCCUCUGUGACCAUGGUUCAACGAUCUCCAACCUACGUCCUCCCGUACGAAUAUUACCAAAGAGUCCAAGAGCUUCUAUACAAUGAAAAUGUCAGUACUGAUUACGCAGACCGCAUGAGCUUCUCCAACCCGCUUUCGAUCAGCCGACUACUCGCUCUCACUUGCUUACACGCAGCUGCUCGCGAGGAACCAGAGCGGUUCGAUGCACUUGAAGCAUCUGGCUUCAAGUUGGAGAGGUACGGCGACAUCACCCAUUAUAUUUACGAGAGAAUGGGUGGUCAUUAUAUGGAUGUCGGGGCUUCGAAGAAAAUUGCAGAUGGUUUGAUCAAGAUUAAAACAGAUGCUUUGCCUGUCAGGUACACGCCCAAUGGGUUAAAAUUCGAGGACGGAGAGGAGCUUCCCGCAGACCUUAUUGUGUUUGCGACCGGAUUUGAGAGAAGCAUGACGAGAGUCGUUCGGCAAUUCUUUGGUGAGGAUGUUGCGCAGCAGGUAAAUGAUUUCUGGGGAGUCGACGAAGAAGGGGAAUUGAUAGGAGCCUUCAAACCAAAUGGGCAUCCCGGGCUUUGGUAUCACGGUGGUACUCUUGGGCAUGCAAGGUACUGUUCCCGGUUUAUCGCGUUGAGCAUUCGCGCGAUGCUGAACGAGAGCCCCAUUCCUGUUUACGGGCGCAAUGGUUAUGAUGACCCCUUUAAUGUCUAACAAUGCUUUAUCGUAGAGAUUGUAGCCUUGAGGGUGUCUUAAGUCAAUUAAGAGGACAAUUGUG
This is a messenger RNA of Lindgomyces ingoldianus, 1979 nucleotides long. Its product is annotated as FAD/NAD(P)-binding domain-containing protein. Gene Ontology annotation, molecular function: flavin adenine dinucleotide binding; monooxygenase activity. The record is from RefSeq and is a predicted model, not a curated record. Bases 83 to 1915 code for a protein of 610 amino acids. NCBI's taxonomy places the organism in Eukaryota, Fungi, Ascomycota, Dothideomycetes, Pleosporales, Lindgomycetaceae. The transcript is spliced from 2 exons.